Aspergillus alliaceus is the source of this 3324-nucleotide messenger RNA. RefSeq names its product putative ubiquitin conjugating enzyme. The record is from RefSeq and is a predicted model, not a curated record. Bases 1 to 3324 code for a protein of 1107 amino acids. NCBI's taxonomy places the organism in Eukaryota, Fungi, Ascomycota, Eurotiomycetes, Eurotiales, Aspergillaceae. Gene Ontology annotation, molecular function: NAD+ poly-ADP-ribosyltransferase activity. The transcript has 2 exons.
AUGCCUCGCAAGGACUUCCAGAGGGAUCUUGCGCAAGCUUCAGUCCCUGGACGUUUUCCUCGUUUAAGGAAUGUGAGGCCGGGUGAAGAGCAUGGCUCAAUCCUUUUUACCUACAUGGUACCUUUCAGCAGCAACACCAUUGAUUUACAGACCUCAAUCUUUGAUACAUAUGACUACCCCGAUGAUCAUACAUACUUCACAUUUGCUGCGAGCGAUAAUAUCCCUGAGGCUGUAUCGCAGGUCCUUGAUAGCACACAACCAGUAUUUGCGGGUUUCCCGAUCCAUCAAUUUCUUGAGUGCGUCAGCGACAGUAUAGAUGACGCUCUUCUGGGAAAUGGCAGCGCACAUCCAAUCCAAGAAGACGAUGCUACAGAGAGUGAGACUCCUUCCGAUGACGAUAACGACGACUGGGACGUUGAUUAUGGAUCCAUAUGUCUUUCAACGCCAGACAGGUUAGAGGUGUUGAAGCAAAUACGGUCAGACAUGGGCGCUGUGAAAAAGGCUGGGUAUCGGGUCGGGUUCAUUGGAGAAGUAACCGAAUCCCUAAUUAUCUCAAUCUCUUGUCGGAUAGCGAAGCUUGCGAUUUCAAAGGUAGCGAUGCAGGCAUGGAAUGUUCACCCCACGCAGUAUUUAGUGCUGCUUCUGCGAUAUCCAUUAGGCUACCGUCAGCUAGAGGAGAUUGUUUGGACAUCUCCUUCAAGGUCACCACAGAUUCGGAUGCGUGUCGGUCUUUGCGACUCAUACAAACCUGGAGUAGCAACUGCCAUACAGGCUUUUGAUUCCACAGACUCUGAGAUACCCGGGAAGGUUGCAAAUCAGGGCCCAGAUUUGCAAUCUUUCUUCAUUGGCGACUCAAUCCAUACACUACUCAACACACAUUUUGUCAGCUUGGUGCGACAACGUCUCCAACAUAACUUUACUUGGACAGGGGCUGAGCUCUAUUCAAACAAUAGCCAAGGCAAAAUGGCAGACCCUGAAGAGUUAACACGCGAACUGUAUUUUGUUCGAGAGACAUGGAACGAUAUCACACCACGCUUUCUUCGAGCAGACCAUAUCUCCGAGGGUAAGGCUCAAUUAUCCUUUCCUCUGAUUGCCAUGCAGUUCACCCUUCGCAGAUUUGUAAAGUGCACGGAGUUCUGCCUAAACUGCUAUUGCAAGGUUGAAGCGGGCUUUGAGGCGCUUAUGCCCUAUGUCUGCUCAAAAAGUCUGUGUCUGUACCAGUACAUGAAACUUGGCAUGGGGCCGAGUCUAGAGUGGAAAAUAGUAUCUCAACCGUACGUUAUCGACAUGCUUGUCAGUUUCACUUAUUCUCGAGCGGCAUAUAACCGCCUUCAAGACUUCCCUACUGGCCUCGGAAUGGUGGUUCCUACAGCCUAUGGCAAGCGCCGCACAGAGAGAAUAUACAGUGCAAAGCUCAACCUGGACAAAAUGGAGCUCCUUGCCGAAGGGAAGCCUGAUUUGAGAGAGGGUGAUUGGAUUAUGAUUACGCGACACGGCUCAAACCUUCGCACCUGUCAACCUCAGUGGCAUUGUCGAGUGCAGGACGCGGAUCUGCUGCCAUCUAUCGUCGUAUCAUCCCCAGUUACCCGAUGGGCGCUACAUGGCCACAGCCCGCCUUUCACAAGCGGGGACCUUGUGCAAUUUGUAUGUUACAAAGAAUGCUUCGACGAUCUACCCGACAAUGUUAAAUGCGAGGCAAUGGUGAUGCUCUUGGACACACUUCCCAAUAUUGACGAGAUGCGGUCAUUUGUUUUGAGCCAUCCUAACGCUAAUUCCAAGAGGUCGCUGGCAUCAUGGGGUGAAAGAAUAUCCCCGUCUGCUCUUUAUGCCCUGCGGUGGAUUGUUGCAUCAAACCGAUCGUGUAUCAGGUAUGAGGACAAUCCGGAACAUCAAAUAUCAGGGCUGGAGGGCUAUGCACAGUUCAGGCUCGCGCAGGGAGCCCCAGAUAAGGAACAGCGCUUUGUGAGCGCGGUUAGGUCACAACCAUCCAGCCAAAACCAACUGUAUCCUACUCUGUUCGCAUGGCACGGAAGCCCGCUAUAUAACUGGCAUAGCAUUCUACGGGAAGGGCUGCACUUUAAGACUGUUGCACACGGCCGCUCUUCAGGGGAUGGCGUGUAUAUGUCCCCACAGUUCAAUUACUCAGUGACUUAUGCUUCUCAAGGGUCCGCUUCCCUGUCUUGGCCGAAUAGUAUUUUGAAUAUACAGAUGGCCCUGUCCCUAAAUGAGGUGGUCAAUGCUCCCAUGCAAUUUGUGACCUGCAAUGGAUACUACGUGGUAGAUCAGCUGGAUUGGAUUCAGCCAAGAUACCUCAUCAUUGCAUACAAGAAUGAAUGUUUAAAACUGGGAGAAUCGGGUGUUAAACCAUCAGACUUUUACACCCAGGAUCCUGGACAUGCCGCUGUUGGUCCCAACAGCAAGCGUCUCAUACUACCAAUCUCUGCUGUGAGCAGUCACCACAAAGCCCUCUUUUCAGAUAUAUCGGAUAGUCAAUCACGCAGUAGCAACUUUUUUGGGAGAGCGACUCAAAAUAGCACACCUGAUGGCCAGCUUUCUGAUGAUGGUAUACUGCUCUCUGAUGAAGACCCGGAUAGUGUCGCCACACUUGCAGAUGAUUACUGGCUCCUUGAAUCAGAAGGUCAAGAGAGUGACGAUAGCAAUGAUAGUGACAAUGAGGCGACAAACGAAGAUCUCCAUGGCCUGUCUGAGACCGAUUUUCGACCCGGAAGCUUAGAUGAGUCUUCCCUGAAGCUAUUAGGUCCACCCCAAUACGCGACAACAUUGGCUACUAAAUCUCUUCAAAAGCAUCUCCAAGCCACAUUGAAAUUACAGGAACGAGAGCCGUUGCAUACCCUUGGCUGGUACGUUAAUCCUAACAUGGUGAAUAAUGUUUACCAAUGGAUUGUGGAGCUACAUAGCUUUGAACCGUCCCUUCCGCUGGCCAAGGACCUAAAAGAGGCGGGCUUGACGUCCGUUGUGUUGGAAUUGCGUUUUCUGGCCCAAUUUCCUAUGUCGCCUCCUUUCGUCCGCGUCAUCCGCCCAAGAUUCCUGCCGUUUAGCAGAGGCGGUGGUGGCCAUGUUACUGCUGGAGGGGCGAUGUGCUUGGAACUACUAACGAGCUCCGGCUGGUCACCAGCUUCCAGUAUAGAGAGCGUCUUGCUGCAAGUUCGCAUGGCCCUCACCAGCACGGACCCGGUACCAGCACGGCUUGAGAAAGAACACACGUUGGAUUACUCCGUGGGCGAGGCUGUUUCUGCGUAUGUGAGGGUGUGUCGAUUACAUGGGUGGAAGGUUCCUGAUGACCUUAUUCGAGUCUCAUGGUGA